This is a messenger RNA of Adineta steineri, 693 nucleotides long. The record is from the annotation of a GenBank genome assembly. Lineage: Eukaryota; Metazoa; Rotifera; Eurotatoria; Adinetida; Adinetidae.
AUGAGCUGUGAUUUUAACGGUAAUGACUUAACAAAUGUUCAAAUACGUGGUGAAGAUUGUGGUGGAAGAUGCGCUUCUAUACAAGGAUGUACACAUUUCACAUGGACAUCAUAUAAUGGUGGUACAUGUUGGAUGAAACAAGGUCCUGUUUCUGAAAAUGAUGCUUUUUUAACUGAUGAUCAAAGUAUGGUGUGCGGUAUUAUUUCUAGUGCUCCACCAUCCCAAUGUUCAAAUGGUAUAGCACUUUAUAAUAUUGACACAAGACGUCAUGGUGCUGUGGAACAUGGUACAUGCGCACUUCCAUCUGGUAAUUAUGCCGUUGUUAAUCCUGUUGCACUUGGAAAUAUAGAAACUUUACAACAUUUAACAUUUCGACCCGAACUAUGUGGUCAUGAAUCUUGUCGUAAUGCUUUUAAUUUCGAUGGUCCUCGUUGUUAUUACAAUCCUGAAGGUUCUUUUGAUAAUCCUUAUUAUAACAAUAUUGGACUAUUAAAUACAAACGGACGUCUAGUUGUUAAAGCUACUAUGGAUAAUCGACCUGGAGAACAUCGUGGUUCUAAUCCUUACUAUGCAUUUGAUUUUGGUCUUGUCGAUGGUAAUAAACAAGUUAUAUUUACUUUCGAUGAUGGAAGUACUCAUACUGUUUUCUUACGAGAUUGUUAUAAAGAAUCACAACAACAACAAUGGAGUUGA